AAGCUCCCCACCCGCAAGGACGUCUCGCUGCGAGAGUUUCUCAGCAAGAUUGACGACUAUGCGCCCAUUAUUCCCGAUGCAGUGACGCACUACUACAUGACCAAAGCCGGUCUGCCUCCGCCUCCGCAGACAGACCCCAAGCUCGCUCGUCUGCUGGCCCUCGCGACGCAAAAGUUCAUUGCCGACAUCGCGGCCGACGCGUAUCAGUACAGCCGGAUCCGCGGGGCGAGCAACACCAACAACCCGAUGGGCACGCUCGGCGCGGCUGCGGGAUUCCCCAUCCCGGGACAGCAGUCUGGGCAGCCGGGCAGCAAAGAGCAGGGCAAAGGUGCUCCGUUGGGGAUUCAGAGACCUGGUUUUGGAGGUGGUGGACAGGGCGGGAGUCAGAACCGGACGGUGUUGACGAUGGAGGAUUUGGGGAUGGCGGUCGGGGAGUAUGGUGUUAAUGUGAAGAGGAGCGAGUUUUACCGAUGA
This is a messenger RNA of Trichoderma reesei QM6a, 474 nucleotides long. RefSeq names its product transcription initiation factor TFIID25. Lineage: Eukaryota; Fungi; Ascomycota; Sordariomycetes; Hypocreales; Hypocreaceae. The transcript has 2 exons. Gene Ontology annotation, biological process: transcription initiation at RNA polymerase II promoter. Gene Ontology annotation, cellular component: nucleus; transcription factor TFIID complex; SAGA complex. The record is from RefSeq and is a predicted model, not a curated record. The annotation marks the transcript as partial. Gene Ontology annotation, molecular function: promoter-specific chromatin binding; RNA polymerase II general transcription initiation factor activity.